This is a messenger RNA of Ananas comosus (pineapple), 1675 nucleotides long. RefSeq lists its product as uncharacterized. The coding region runs from base 961 to 1365 and encodes 134 amino acids. NCBI's taxonomy places the organism in Eukaryota, Viridiplantae, Streptophyta, Magnoliopsida, Poales, Bromeliaceae. The transcript is spliced from 3 exons. The record is from RefSeq and is a predicted model, not a curated record.
AUGUGCUGAUGUUGAUGCAAAUUGAGCAUUUUGUUCCAUUUAGGUAGAUGGAUAUGCUGAUAUCUUUGCUUAAUGAUGUGUUAGACAUUUCAAUAAAUUGGUGCUAAUUUUCACACUUUUGAAACUGUUGCAAAUUAUGCAUCUGUGAAGCUUUCUCCUCAUGCAUGCCUUUCCUCCCUCAUCGCUACUUGCUCAUGUCCAUCUCUCCAAUAUACUCGUAAUUAUUCAUUUUUGUGUAUAUCACUGCUGUUUGUAUUGUCAUUAAUAUUUCAGCGUUCUUUUGGUAACUCUUUCUAUGCUUCAACACUUUGAAUUAUUUUGUUACUGAGAUCAACCUUUCCCCCUUAGCCUCCAGUUUCCUACUUGACCCCUUUCUUUCCAACCUUCUUUAGUACUGGUGUGCAUGAUUUUGCCUUCAAUCUCUCCUCAUCUGCAUCAUUAAAGCAUAUAGAUACCAUCAUUAACAAGGGGCAGCUUUUUAAAAUAGAAUAGGAUGAAUGGGGUUAUAUGACUUGUGGGGAUUAAAAAAAGGAAUAAGAAAACUUAGAUUAGAGUCACAUAUAUAAUAAUCUUAUCAUUCAAGAGAAUAAUCUUUUAGAUGUUCUAAUGUUUGAGUUCCCUGCAGAUGGGGUUCUUGGUGGUAAUAAAAAUUCUGAGGAAGAUGUCUCCCUGCUUGUGCUCUGCUUAGGUAUCUACGGAAAAUUGGUCCCCAUAUGAGACUUUCCUCCUUGAUGCAAUUCCAGUGAACUGAAUUUCUUACGUGACCGAGAAUGCUUCAACUGCACCAACCAACAGUGAGGAGUCGUUCAUGCGCUCUCCUCUUCUCUUUCAAGUGUCUCUGCUCACCUGCUCCCUUUUUAAAACCCUAAAUUAUCAAUCCACCCGUUCCUACUUCUCACUCAUUUAGUAUUUAUCCACCCGUGUUCCCCAGUUCCGCAAUAUGCGCACGCCACGAAAUACAUGGCCCUUUUCUUCCUCUCCGCCCUCGCGAAUCUCCGCGGCGACCUCCUCAGCCGCCAUGCGCUGCUUCUCUAUGCUGCCACUUGGACGGCCGUCGUCACCGGGGCGGUGGCACUGGCGGCGUUCACUCCGGAGCUUGCGUUCGUGUGGGCCGUGUCACCGUCCUCGCCCCUCUCACAAGCGUGUGACGGUCUGGGCCCGAUGGCCUUAGUGGGCCCAGUGGGCCUCCCCCUCGAUGGGCCCCCAUGGGAGAUGGUCUGCGUCCCAGCCCACCUCUUCGACCGCUCCAACGUCGACAUCUUCAUCCCCCCGUUGUUCGCCGUCGUGGUUGUCACGGUCGCGGUGUGCUUCACACGAGCUAUUGGGAUUUGGGAGGAGGACGAAGACGAGGAGACGAGCACGUGAUCGCUACACGAGAGCUCCAUUCUCCAUUCGUAGUGUAUAAACAGAUAGAUGGCUCGUUGCUAUGUUACGCGGCAACGGAAGCUACGGUGUCUGUAUAAGCUUUUAGCUAAUGAGGAAAAAAUUUAAAUGGGAAGCGAUCCAUCAAGGAACGUUGGAUACAAAACAAACAAUAGAGAAAAAGUGCUUAUUCGAAAGCUUAAACCUUAUUUGUGUUACCUUGUUUGGUGGGUAGAGUCCAAACGCAAUAGAGAUGGACUAUGUACAUAUUUCGACCCUUUAAUGCUUGAGCGCAGUUAUGAUAUCUCUUUUA